Molecule: messenger RNA, 1857 nt
Organism: Lates calcarifer (barramundi perch)
Lineage: Eukaryota; Metazoa; Chordata; Actinopteri; Centropomidae
Product: GTPase IMAP family member 8
Exons: 6
Coding region: 124-1452 (442 amino acids)
Molecular function (GO): GTP binding
Source: RefSeq, a predicted model, not a curated record
CAUGUGACAGAGGUGACCCUCCCCUCUGUAGUCACUCACAGCUCCAUACAAAGAGACAGAGAGCAGCUCAUUCUCAGAUUCCUCACAGCUCGUCUGAGUCUCGGUGCCGUGGAGCUGACGACCAUGUCUGACAAGAAGAAGAUUUCAGUUAUUAUCCUGGGAGGUGGAGAUUCAUCAAGGAGAGACCUGACAGCCAGGAUCUUAGAGAGAGAUGGAUCUGAUCUACAGCCAAAAGAAACUGAGGAUAAACAUGAGAAAUAUGGAAAUGAUACAUGUGAAGUCACAUGUCUUCUCAAUGAUAAAACAGCACAUGAGAACAUUAAAAAGUUAAAUCAACAACCUGACGUGUGUUUGUUGCUGUUAGAGGACGGGUUUUCAACAGACACAGUUCAGCAGCAAAUAGAUGAUCUACACAAGUCGACAGGAAUACAUAAAGAAAAGAUCAGAGUGGUGCUGCCACUCAGCCAUGCAGGCAAAGAUCAUUCAAGCUCCCUGUGCAAGUUCCACACCAUGGAGGAGGUCUGCAGUGAAGUGAGGAAACUGACUGAAGACACAAAUCUGAAGCCAAACAACAAGAGGAAUGAUGAAGAGAACAAGGCAGACAGAGAGACAGAGAACGACAGACCCCAGGCCAGUCAGACAGAGACAGAGGAGACUGAGAAAUUAGACAGUCCUCAGCAACAGCCUGAUCAACAGCCUGAGCAACAGCCUGAUCAACAGCCUGAGCAACAGUCUGAUCAACAGCCUGAUCAACAGCCUGAUCAACAGUCUGAUCAACAGUCUGAAUCUGAACAGUCUGAGUCACAAACGGAGACGACAGAUGGCAGACCUAGCAAAGUAUUUAAAACUGAGGAAGAAAGAGUGAACCUUGUUCUGCUGGGAAUGACCGGGACUGGGAAGAGUGCGACUGGAAACACAAUCCUCAGAGACAAACACUUCACAUCAAGACCCAGUUCUAAUCCAGUUACCACAGAGUGUAAAGCAGUAGAAAGGGAGAUAUGUGGUACUGCUGUACGAGUGAUUGAUACUCCAGAUAUCUUUGAUGAUGAGAUCAGUGAUGAAGUCAGACGUGAACAUGUAAAAAGGUGCAAAGAUCUGUGUCAGUCAGAGCCUUGUGUUUACUUACUGGUGAUGCAGGUUGGCAGGUUUACAGAUGGUGAGAGAGACAUCAUGACAAAGUUAGAGAGAGCUGUUGGUAGAGGAGUUCACAAACAAACAAUCAUCCUGUUCACCUGUGGUGAAGAGCUGCAGCGAGCAGAAAUGACUUUAGAGGAUUUUCUAGAUUCCUGCCAACCUGAUCUGAAGAGAAUAAUAGAGAAGUGCAACAACAGGUGUGUUCUGUUUGAGAACAGAGACACUGAUUCAGAUCAAGUGGAAACCUUAAUGCAGACAGUGCGUGAAAUGCCUCCAAUAACCAGAGGACAUGAUCACAGUCGUUGUAUUCUGAUGUAAACAGGGUGGAGCCUGAAACGAUGUUUCUGUACCUGGUUGAUUCACAGUAAUAUUCUUAAUAAUCAAUGUUUACCCAGAAACAUGUCUUUACUUUGUCUGUCUCAUGUUAAGCUCUGUAAACAACACAAAGAUGAUCUUCACCAAUAAACCAAGUUGUGGACUUGAGCCAGUCUCUGUGGUCUCUGCUGAAUCCAGCACACACAUCCUGUCACACACACUGACUGAAAUCUUCCUCCAACACACACACACUUCUCAGAGCUUCAGCUGCACACACACAAAGCUCACACACAGCUGCAGGUAGAGGACUCUUCUUUUCUGUGUAUUUUGACCAAAUGUAGAUUCAGGUUCAGGUUCAACACAACACUCAACCAAACAGACUCCUGAUAAAAUAUCGCCACCUACUGG